Molecule: messenger RNA, 465 nt
Organism: Pelobates cultripes (western spadefoot toad)
Lineage: Eukaryota; Metazoa; Chordata; Amphibia; Anura; Pelobatidae
Source: the annotation of a GenBank genome assembly
AUGACCAAACGGAACCAACUUACCACACACCUGAACCGCGCAAUCCAACGCUCAUACCAACACUACAAACAUAUGAUCCAUGAACACGGGGACAAAUGCGGGAGACUACUAGCGAAUCUCCUGAAGCAACGCCGUAACCAACUAUAUAUCCCGAAAAUCAAAGACGCACACCAACAACUCAGGCACCUACCGGAUCAGAUCUCGACAGCGUUCGACGACUACUACCAGGACCUAUAUUGCCUCCACCAAGCCACUCCGGAAACACAGAGAUCCCAUAAAGUGGAGGACAUCCGCAGAUACCUGGACACGGCAAAUGUACCGGGAAUAGAGAAGGUGGACCAAGAAGCACUAGAGGCCCCCAUAACGCCCAAGGAAUUGGCGCACGCCAUCAAAAAAGCAAACACGGGCAAAGCACCGGGGGCCAGAUGGCAUGCCCCUUCAAUAUUACAAAACCUUCGCAAAUGA